Molecule: messenger RNA, 3870 nt
Organism: Paramuricea clavata
Lineage: Eukaryota; Metazoa; Cnidaria; Anthozoa; Malacalcyonacea; Plexauridae
Source: the annotation of a GenBank genome assembly
AUGUCACUUGCCAACUCAUUUAGUGAUUUCUUCACUCAGAAAAUUGUUAAAAUACGAGGUGAUAUCGAAGAUGAACUCUUGAGUAAAAACAUAGAAAAUCCUAUACCUGAUGUUGAUUCAUGUCCUUAUAAAUUUCACACCUUCAGGGAGGUUGGAAAAGACGAAGUGCUCCAUUUAAUCCAACGUAUCGCAACUAAAUCCUGUUCUCUGGAUCCACUCCCGGUGGUCAUGCUAAAUCACUGUUUUAAAGACAUCUUACCCGUUGUAGUUAGAAUAAUCAACCUCUCCUUGGAAAGUGGUACAAUGCCUGACUCUUUGAAGAUUGCUGUUGUUCAACCGCUAUUAAAAAAGUACAAUCUUUCCUAUGAAGAAUUCUGCAGUUUUCGUCCAAUAUCAAAUCUGAAAUUUGUCUCGAAAUCUAUUGAGAAAGCAGUUGCUGUACAAUUAACUGAUUAUCUUACUGAAAAUCAUCUACAUGAGAAAUUCCAGUCUGCUUAUAAACCUUGUCAUAGUACUGAAACAGCGCUAUUGAGGGUUCAAAAUGAUAUCCUUCAAGCUCUAGAUAACGGUGAUUCUGUUAUUCUUGUCCUACUGGAUCUGUCGGCGGCUUUUGACACCGUGGAUCAUUUAAUGUUAUUAACAAGACUAUCGAAACGCUUUGGCAUAAGGGGUCGUGUGUUGGAUUGGCUUACCUCAUACCUUACAUCCAGGAAACUGUUCAUUCGUGUUGAGGGAACUGAUUCGUUAUUGAGUGAUCUUGAUUGUGGUGUACCUCAGGGAUCUGUGUUGGGUCCUCUGUUGUAUUCACUCUAUACUGCCCCUCUCGCGGAUGUGGCUAGGCGCCACAAUCUGCGCUUUCACUUUUUUUCUGAUGAUGGGCAACUUUACAUUGCAUUCAAAACGAAUGAUCGUGAUGAUUUAAUAUCAUCUAAGAUCCGUAUGGAGAAAUGUAUACUUGAAUUGGGAAACUGGUUGAUGUUGAAUAAAUUGAAACUAAAUAGUGGCAAAACGGAGCUUAUAUUAGUCCAUUCACGCUAUCAUCUGAUGCCUCCCUUAAAUUAUAUCAUGGUGGGAAAGGAAAAAAUUGUGCCAACUGUUUCAGCAAGAAAUCUGGGGGUGAUUUUUGAUGAGUGGAUCAGAUUGGGCGAACAUAUUAAUGGUAUCUGCAAGUCAGCUUACUACCAUAUUAGGAAUAUUUCAAGAAUUAAGAAGUAUCUACCUCGAAAUUGCUUAGAAAUAAUUAUUCAUGCAUUUAUAACUUCAAGACUGGAUUAUUGUAACUCCCUGUUGUAUGGUGUACCCAAAUAUUUGCUUCAGAAGCUUCAGAGAGUCCAAAAUACUGCAGCUCGUUUACUAACUGAUACUAAGAAAUCGGCGCAUAUCACCCCAGUUCUUAUCGAAUUGCAUUGGUUACCUGUCCAAUACCGUAUUCAAUUCAAGAUUAUACUUCUUGUCUACAAAGCUGUUAAUGAUCUUGCUCCAUCGUAUCUGAAGGAACUUAUGCUGUGUCGUACUUCGCAGCGUACUCUUCGAUCAAAUGGAAAUGAAUUGCUCCAGAUUCCUUAUUCUAGACUAAAGACAUACGGAGACAGAUCGUUCUGUGUUGCUGGACCAAGAUUGUGGAAUGAUUUACCUGUUCAUCUUCGGAUGUGUGAAUCAUUAACCAUUUUUAAGAAGUUUCUUAAAACAUAUCUUUUUAACUUGUUUUUAAAUAGUGUAUGAUGUAUUCUAUAGUUUUAACAUUCUUAACACUAGUUUUUAAGAUUGGAUUUUGUAUUACUGUAAAGCGCCUAGAACAGUCUUGGUUUGUGCGCUAUAUAAAUGUUUAUUAUUAUUAUUAUACACAUUGAUCCGUUCGAGAAAUGUCUCACAAUUGUAUCGGCCUGUAAUCUAGUGUUUCGAAAGAACUUCCUGAAAGAAAACACCAUUGCAAUCACUACCCCUCACGGCUAUCGUCCCAAAGACAAGCAAUCCUUCUUGGCUUUAAAAUGGCUUUUGUAUAAGGCUGAAAAGGAAGACCUCUACAUUCAACAUGCUCUUAAUGAAGGAGAAAAGCGUGUUGGAAACUAUUUACUGGACGGCUAUAACGAAGAAACCAACACAGCCUACGAGAUCAAUGGGUGCUUCUGGCACGGUAAGUUAACUCGAAUAAACGCCUACUUCGAAUAAAGACCUUGGAAUAAAAUUAUAAUAUUGUUUUUUCAGGAUGUUUGAAGUGCUAUGCUCGGGACACGGUAAAUCCUGUGAGUGGUAAGACGAUGCAAGAUCUUCAUCAAGCUACAAUGGAGAAGAUCAGUUACCUUAAAGAUCAUGGUUUCGGUGUGAUUGAAGUCUGGGAAUGUGACAUCAGGAAAGAACUGGAACAAGAUGAAGACACGAAGACUUACUUUGACAACUACGAUCCUGUUGAUCCUUUGGAACCUCGUGAUGCCUACAUUGGUGGACAAACCAACGCUGCAAAAUUGUUCCACGAAUGUAAAGAAGGUGAGAAAAUAAGGUAAGAUGUAAUAAAAUGGCAGAAACGAUUAUGACGUCAGAGCAAAUAUAUCGAUGACGUCAUCUUUCUCUUAGGUAUGUGGAUUUUACGAGCCUCUACCCAUGGUGCAACAAAAUGACUCGGACAGUUGUUGGCCAUCCCCGCGUCAUUACCGAAAACUUCGAAGAUAUCUCGACUUACUUUGGCUUGAUUAAAUGCACGGUGCUUCCACCUCGACGUCUUUUCCACCCUGUCCUGCCCUGUCGUACACAAGGCAAAUCGAUGUUCCCUCUAUGCAAGUCCUGCGCUGAUGCGUGUGAUCAGACCCCAUGUACUCAUUCCGAUCACGAAAGAGCCAUCCAAGUGCACGAAAUAUUGCAUUUUCCCGAAUCCUCCGACGGAUUGCAUGUUCAAAGAGUAUGUGAACACCUUCCUCAAGAUCAAGCAGGAAUCGAGUGGUUACCCAAAGAAUUGUACCACGGAAGAACAGAGACAGCAGUACGUAGACGAAUACCUUGCAGUUGAAGGAAUACAGUUGGACCGAAGCAAAAUCGAGCACAAUCCAGGCAUGCGUGCGUUAUCCAAGCUCAUGCAUGCUAAACUCGUUUUCGGGUAUGUAUUUUAAACAGGUAUUUUCUUUAGAUGGCGUCGGAACAGGUGGAAAGUUAUCGCUACCGAUGCUCAUAAUAUAUAUUUUUCUCUCCAUAGGUAAAUUUGCACAACGUCCCAAUAUGACCAAAGUGGAAUUGAUCAGUGACAUGCAAACGUUUCUCGACUAUCUGACCUCGGAAGAGAUCAAUGUUCUCGAUGCAAAUUUCGUAAGUGAUGAAGUGAUCGAGAUCCACCACGAAAACAACGAGAAUUUCGUGACGCCAAACUCCAAGACCAACGUGGUCAUCGCCGCUUUUACCACCGCCUAUGCACAACUCAAGCUCUACGGAGUGCUGGACGAAUUGCAAGAAAGAGUGUUGUACUACGAUACGGACUCUGUGAUAUUUGUCGGCAAACCGGGGGAACCAGAGCCCCCGAUAGGUCCUUAUCUCGGUCAACUCACGAAUGAAUUGCAAGAAGGACACAUUACAACCUUCAUUUCGUGCGGACCGAAGAAUUACCGCUAUCGGACCAGUUCCAACAAACUAGAAACAAAGAUACGCGGUAUCACGUUGAAUUGCACCGCAAGGCAAAAAGUGAGCUUUGACGUUAUACGCGAAUUGGUUCAUUUGCACGCAGUAUGCAAAGUGAACAAUACCGUAACGGUUGAUAUCCCGUACAAGAUCACGAGAAACACAAAGACCAAAAGCAUUGAAACGAAACGUACGAAAAAGGACUACAGAAUAGUUUAUAAUAAACGUGUAAUUAUGGAUGAUUAUAAAACAUUACCAUAUGGGUAUUAA